CCAUGGCUCUCCUACGCCGGCAGCUCCCUCCUCCCCUUCUUCUUCCCUUACUUCACAGUCACUCUUCAACCCACCAUUCUCUAAAACCCUACCACUUUGGGCUCCCUAAAACCCUAAGACUCUUCUCUCUCUACUCAGCUCCUCCAACUCCCACUUCCAAUUCCUCAGCCUCCAUCUUCCUUCCUUUUCUCCAAGACGAAGAAGAAGAAGCAGAAGAAGAGGUUGUAGAAUUAGUUGCAGAGGAAGAAGGAGAAGGAGAAGAAGAGGACCCAGUUGACCCAAUUGUCAGAUUCUUCAAGUCCCGGACUUCAACCCAAGACCCACAGCGAGAAGGCAAGCUCUCUCUGCAGAAGAACCGCCGCACUUCUUGGCACUUAGCCGACGAUUUACACCACUCUGAAGCCGAUUCCGGCGCCGACCCAGUGGUGGAAGUACAAAAACAACAACUGGGUCUAAUGAGUUCUGAUUCAAAGCCAUUGCCAGAUGGAACUGUGGGUAAGAUUGUGCAGAAAGCUAGAAACUUGCGGCAGAAUUCGACACUGGGAGAGGAAAUGGGCGGUUUUGAAGGGAGAGUUGGGGAGAAGGAGUGUGUGGAGGUUUUGGAGUUGAUGGGUGAGGAGGGCUUGUUAUUGGGUUGCUUGUAUUUUUUUGAGUGGAUGGGUUUGCAGGAGCCUUGUUUGGUUACUCCUAGAGCUUGUUCUGUUUUGUUUCCGAUUUUGGGGAGAGCUGGAAUGGGAGACAAGUUGGCGGUUUUGUUUAGGAACUUACCAGCUAAGAAGGAGUUCGGGGAUGUUCAUGUUUAUAAUGCUGCUAUUUCUGGCCUCAUGUGCUCCAAAAGGUAUGAUGAUGCUUGGAAGGUGUAUGAGACGAUGGAAGCAAACAAUAUCCUUCCGGACCAUGUGACGUGUUCAAUAAUGAUUACCAUCAUGCGGAAGAUUGGUCGCAGUGCAAAAGAUGCUUGGGAUUUUUUUGAGAGAAUGAACAGGAAGGGUGUUAAAUGGAGUCAGGAAGUUUUGGGUGCUCUUAUAAAAUCAUUCUGUGAUGAGGGGCUGAAAAGUGAAGCCCUCAUCAUUCAGAUUGAAAUGGAGAAGAAAGGGAUCUCAUCGAAUGCCAUUGUGUAUAAUACUUUAAUGAAUGCAUUUUGUGGUUCCAACCGAGUUGAAGAAGCCGAAGGUCUGUUUGCUGAGAUGAAAUCAAAGGGGAUUAAACCCACAGCUCCCACCUUUAAUAUUCUGAUGGAUGCAUACAGUAGAAGAAUGCAGCCUGAGAUUGUUGAGAAACUUUUGGUGGAAAUGCAGGAGAUGAGACUGGAGCCAAAUGUCAGAUCAUAUACAUGUCUUAUUAGUGCGUAUGGGAGGCAGAAGAAUAUGAGUGACAUGGCUGCAGAUGCAUUUCUGAGGAUGAAGAAAGUUGGCAUUCGUCCCACUUCACAUUCAUAUACAGCUCUUAUCCAUGCAUAUUCAGUCAGUGGCUGGCAUGAAAAAGCCUACAUCGCAUUUGAGAAUAUGCAAAGGGAAGGAUUAAAACCCUCCAUAGAAACAUAUACUGCUUUACUGGAUGCAUUUAGGCGUGCUGGUGACACUGAGAUGUUGAUGAGAAUUUGGAAAUUGAUGAUGAAAGAGAAAGUUCAAGGGACUAAGGUGACAUUCAACACACUUCUUGAUGGAUUUUCCAAGCAAGGUCGCUAUCUGGAAGCAAGGGAUGUCGUUUCUGAAUUUGGGAAUAUGGGUUUGCAGCCAACAGUGAUGACAUAUAAUAUGCUGAUGAAUGCAUAUGCACGUGGAGGGCAGCACUCAAAGUUGCCACAGCUGUUGAAAGAAAUGGAAGUUCUCAAUUUGAAACCUGAUCCUGUAACUUACUCAACCAUGAUUUAUGCCUACAUCCGCGUGCGUGAUUUCUCAAGAGCAUUUUUCUAUCACAAGAAGAUGGUAAAAAGUGGUCAAGUGCCAGAUGCCAGGUCUUAUGAGAAGCUUAGGGCAAUUUUGGAUGUUAAACUUGCAAGAAAGAACAAGAAGGACAAGAGUGCUAUACUGGGUAUAAUUAAUAGCAAGAUGGGUAUGUUGAAAAUUAAGAAGAAGGAAAAGAAAGAUGAGUUCUGGAAGAACAAGAAGAAACGUUAUGUGAGAGCUGAUAAUGCUGUUAACAAUACCAACACCGAUGGUUAAUUUUGGCUUGAAUCCUAACUCUGGUUCGCCAUUUUCUGCCCCUCAAAACUUUAGAAAGUUUAUGAGGUAGUUCCGUAGUUGUAACAUUUCAGGACAGUCAUAGUAGUGAUCUUGGAAAAAACUGGAAAAAAGAAAAGCUUGAUUCUACUAUGGUGAAAUUGUGAAAUUCUGUAGUCGAUACAAAUUAAGUAUGAUUCUUUGCCAUAACAAGAAUAAUGGCUACAGCUGAUGUAGGCCAGUCUCCAAUGAAGCAACUAGCAGGUGAUUUUGAUCCCAUCACCACUUCUUUGCUUGGGCUGGCUGAUAAAUCUCGCAGAACCCUGAAGAGGAUAAAACGAGCAACAUUAUUGGUGUGGCUGGUAAUCUGCAACACCAACCAGCACCAUCAUUUCAAAACUAGGAAAUGCAGACUUCUUGGGACUUCAUCUAUGUCGGCAUGAAGAAGGAGCCUUCUGCUUAUCAUAUGACGAUUGCAAGCACAGGACACGUACACUCCAAUCUCCAUCAUCGUCGACUUCAUUUACUGAAUUCUAUACUCAAGAGCUUGUUGAACCUGUUCUAGUUUUCAGUUCAAUUUUGAAUCCUUUCUAAAUUGAAUAACGUAAAUCAUGGUAAAGCAAAGUAAGUACAUUCCUUAAUCCCUUACCUUGCUUACUUACUACUUUUACAGUGAGACUAUAUGAAGGCAUUGGUUCUCAA
Molecule: messenger RNA, 2864 nt
Organism: Argentina anserina (silverweed cinquefoil)
Lineage: Eukaryota; Viridiplantae; Streptophyta; Magnoliopsida; Rosales; Rosaceae
Product: pentatricopeptide repeat-containing protein At5g50280, chloroplastic
Exons: 3
Coding region: 3-2165 (720 amino acids)
Molecular function (GO): protein binding
Source: RefSeq, a predicted model, not a curated record